Molecule: messenger RNA, 762 nt
Organism: Prorocentrum cordatum
Lineage: Eukaryota; Dinophyceae; Prorocentrales; Prorocentraceae
Source: the annotation of a GenBank genome assembly
AUGGCGGGGCCAGAGCCGCUGGACGUCAAGGACAAGGUCGCCGCGCUGGAGGGCCUCCUCCUUGGCGCCACGGAGCGGCUGAACACGGUCGCGGUCGCGAUCGUCACCGCGCAGUACGACGGCACAGAGGUGGAUCAGGCGAUGCACGACGGGCUCGCUGAUGCCGCCGACCACCUCGUUCUUCUCGAAGGUCAGCUGGCCGCCGCCACUGAGGAGGCCAAGGCGGGCUUCGAGGGCGGCGACCACUGCAUUGGGCAGGUGCCGAUGGCCGAGUACGACCCUGGCGUCGAGCACGACAUCGUCGGCGAGCUUUCCUCGAGGAGGGCUCCGAGGCCGACGAGGAGGCCGAGCACGGCAUCGCCGACGGCGACGGCGGCGGAGUGGUUGGCUGUGCCGGUGCCGCCGACCGCCGCCCUCCUGGGCCAUGGGCGGACAGGUUCGUGUUCAGCCCCGAGGGCCUCAUGGCCGCGGCGGCCACGCGCUGUGCGGCGGACGGCUUCGGCGGGGAACUCGAUGACGCCGACGGCGGGAGCGGCGGGCCGCAGUACGACGGCCCCCAGGCCGCUGAGGCCGCUCGCGCCCGCGACUGCGCCCAGCUCUUCGCCUCCCUCGCGGCGGAGAUCGACCCCGCCUUCGGCCUGGAGGCGAACGCCUGGGGCGCAGGUCGGCGUGGGCAGAACCUGGCACCUCCAGGUUCGGCCUACGCUAAGGAAGGAUCCUGGGCGGGCCCCGAAUUCAGUUGCACGACCUUUUCAGGUCUAG